Botrytis deweyae is the source of this 1933-nucleotide messenger RNA. RefSeq lists its product as uncharacterized. Gene Ontology annotation, molecular function: zinc ion binding. The record is from RefSeq and is a predicted model, not a curated record. The coding region runs from base 349 to 1395 and encodes 348 amino acids. Lineage: Eukaryota; Fungi; Ascomycota; Leotiomycetes; Helotiales; Sclerotiniaceae. The transcript has 2 exons.
CAUUUUAUUUAAAGGUCAUCAAGAAGCCACAUCUCACCACUGUCGUCAAUGUCUCUACAUGCUCUCCAUCCUUCUUUAAUGAAGUUUUCCUUUGAUUGAUUUUAUUAACCAUUUAUUCACUGACAUUCUAGUACAUCAAACACAGCUCUUAUGGAAAUUCACUCUUUGUUCUUUUCUUCUUCUUGAAUAGCCGGAGGUUUCAAACACUUGCAGGAACCAUUCCUAGCUAGCUAAUCAUACAUCGGAGAUCGGAAAGUCAAUAAGUAACCUUCUCCAUCAUCGCUAUAGCUUUGAUAGCUUUGUUUCUUCAUUCAUUUCUUCAUACCUACAAAUCUCAUCAGCACAGAAAUGGCAACUCCACAACCUACUUGGUCAUGGGAUGAUCUGUCUGCAGAAUACACCUCACAAUCUUCUCGCCAAAGUCAGAACGACGCAUUCACAGCGGACGAGCAUACGCAACAAGAAGCUCCUGUACCGGAACCAGAGCCGGAACCAACACGUCGAAGAUAUUACCCAUCCCGACUAUGUCGAAUUUGCCUGGAAACCGUAGAGCCGACCUUCGAAACUCCCACCGAAGGCAUAGCUUCAAUGCUCAGUCCAACACCCCGAGUGACAUAUAAAUCGGAAGAUCCUGAGUUGGGCCGUCUAAUGCGACCAUGCAAGUGCAACGGAAGUCAAAGAUAUGUUCAUGAAGGCUGUUUGACAGCAUGGAGAUACACAAACCCUGGAUCAAAAAACUAUUAUGAAUGUCCUACGUGCCACUUUAGAUAUCACUUUCACAGGAUGAAGUGGGGUCAUUGGAUCAGUAGUGCUUUGACACAACUAUGUCUUACUUUGGCAAUAUUAUUUGUUACGAUUUUCGUCAUGGGUUUCGUGGCCGAUCCGAUCAUUAACUUUUAUCUGGACCCGUAUGAUACUGUUUUUUCAUUCCCUUCAAUGGGAGGGAAUGGUCCAGCUCUACAUAUCGUGGAUACGGAAGCAAAUACUUGGGCCGAGCAUCUAUUAAAAGGACUGGCGUCUUUGGGAAUGCUCGGAUUUGUUAAGAUAUUCUUUGCAAUGUCCCCGUUGAGUUGGUGGAAUGUAAGACAGACUGGCCUGUUCGGUGGCGGCCGCGCUCGAGCUGGAACAGGUCGGAAUCGUCUAGAGAACAUCAGUUGGACUCUUGUCAUUAUUGGUAUUGGUGCCUUCUUAGUUACAGUUUGGAAAUGGACCAGAAGCUGGAGUAAAUCAGUACUCGAAAAAGCUGGCGAGACCGUGAUCGACGUUGGAGGCGACGAUGCUGAUGAAGAAGAUGAACAGACACAAGCAGAAGUUGAUGAGCAGGUGAACUCAGAAAAUACAAGGGGAGAACAUCCUCUAACACCUGUUGAUCCCGAAAUCAGGAAAACACAGUGAAGAUACAGAGCAGAAUCGCAAACAUACAUACAUCAACAUAAACUUAUCUCACUAUUUGUAUGUCAUUUUUUGUUGAACCAAUGGCCUCCAAAUAUGUGAGAACCAGAUAUCCAGGAAGUACUUUUUCCCUCCCCAUACACCUACACUUUUCCCGCACCUUCUUAAGUUGCCACGAGAUCCUUCACAGUAUCGUGUCGAUUAGUCUGUGUGCGAAGAAUAAGCCAACUCAGCUGGAGCCCAGAAAUUCGAACGUCUUGUUCUAUUUUUCACAUACCGGCGUACCGCGAGUUUAUUUGUCAACACCCCGUAUCUUAUAUACGACCGGACUCUUUUGGGAAUGGUUGGAUUGAGAUACAUCUUUCUGAUUCCUUCGCUGCGGCACUGGUUGUGGCAUUAUGCUAGGAUGGGGAAUUGGAGGGGACGUUGAUACAUUGUUUUGUAGCUUUGGAUGAAUGGGAUAGGGAGUUGGGCAUGGCUGGGCGGGUUUCAUCGGGAUUGGCGUGUACUUAUUUCAAAUAUUAAUCAUGGAUAAUUUUCU